UGGCGCAACGGAGGUCAUGCAGGUGCAGGCGCCUCGAGUUCCGGCGCCCACUUCGCCCGCACCAAUGGCGGCCACCCCCCAUUCCUCGCCCAAGGCCAUGCGCGCCCGCCGUGCCACAGCCUCCCUCCUCUCUCCCUCCCUCCCACCCCCGCGUCUCCUCUCCUCCCCACCCGCCCCGCAUCUCUCCAUCGGCCGGAUCGGCAGGAGAGCGCGGCCGUACGCACGUACGCCGUCCCCGCGGUUUCUUCCCCCCCGGCGCCCAGCCCGCCCGCCGGGCGGCGGCCUCUCCUAGCAACUAGUAGGGGAUGGGCGUGAUAUCUCGGAAGGUCCUGCCGGCGUGCGGGAGCCUCUGCUAUUUCUGCCCCGGGUUGAGGGCAAGAUCAAGGCAGCCUGUUAAGAGGUACAAGUCGAUCCUUGCUGAGAUCUUCCCCAAAACGCAGGAUGAAGAACCGAAUGAGAGAAGGAUCGGGAAGUUGUGCGAGUAUUGCUCGAGGAACCCUCUCCGAGUGCCCAAGAUCACGGUUUCCUUGGAGCAAAGGAUCUACAAGGAAUUGAGAAGUGAACAGUAUGGCUUUGCAAAAGUGGUGAUGCUAAUAUACCGUAGAUUGUUGGUUUCUUGUAAAGAGCAGAUGCCACUAUUUGCAAGUAGCUUAUUAAGUAUUGUACACACUCUUUUAGAUCAAAAGAGGCAGGAUGAUAUGCGCAUCAUAGGAUGUGAAACCUUGUUUGACUUUGCAGUUAAUCAGGUGGAUGGUACAUAUCAGUUCAAUUUGGAAGGGCUAGUCCCAAGACUAUGUGAGCUAUCUCAAGAAGUAGGAGAGGAUGAGCAGACCAUUGCCCUACGCGCUGCAGCCCUGCAAGCCCUUUCAGCUAUGAUUUGGUUCAUGGGAGAGCUCUCACAUAUUUCAUCGGAAUUCGAUAAUGUGGUUCAAGUAGUACUUGAAAACUACCGACCUCAGAAGAUGCAAAAUGAUGGUCAAGUUACCAAGGAUUCAAGCGACCAGUUGGAGCAAGAAGCCCCCAAAACGGAGGACUCCAAAGCAGAGGACUCCAAAACGGAGGACUCUUCCCCCUUUGUCAUCUCUGCUGUCCCCUUGUGGGAGAACAUAGUUAAUGUUAAGGGUGGAGUUAACCUUACUGUGGAGGAAGCAAAGGAUCCUAAGUUUUGGUCCAGAAUAUGUGUGCACAAUAUGGCUAGGCUUUCCAGGGAGGCAACAACAUUCCGUCGUAUCCUGGAGUCUUUGUUUCGGUACUUCGGCAACAACAGUUCAUGGUCACCUGAAAAUGGACUUGCUCUGUGUGUAUUGUUGGACAUGCAACUGUUAGUGGAAAACGCAGGACAAAACAUGCACUUAAUGUUGUCUCUACUGAUAAAGCAUAUUGAACACAAGACCAUGGUGAAGCAACAGGAGAUGCAGCUUAGUAUCGUGGAGGUAGCAGCCACCCUAGCAGAACAAUCCAUCGCUCAGGCUUCAGCAGCAACUAUAGGUGCCAUAAGUGAUCUUGUCAGGCAUUUGAAAAGGACAUUUCAUAUUACUCUCGGCAGCAAAGAUUCGGAGCUAGUAAAAUGGAAUGAAAAGUUCCGAAAGGCUAUAGAUGAUUGUCUAGGACAGCUGGCAAAGAAGGUAACUGAUGCUGGACCAGUUCUGGACAUGAUGGCCGUGAUGCUAGAAAAUAUUGCUAGCACUCCUGUUGUAGCUAGAUCAACUGCAGCUGCUGUUUAUCGUACAGCUCAAAUAAUUGCUUCUGUUCCAAAUAUUACCUAUCAGAAUAAGGUGUUUCCAGAAGCUCUGUUUCAUCAGUUGCUCUUAACGAUGAUCCACCCUGAUCAUGAAGCUCGAGUAGCUGCGCACCGCAUUUUCGCUAUUGUCUUGGUCCCCUCUUCCGUUGCCCCCUCGAUUCAAGCAAGUGUAUCAGGUCAGGCUAAGAAACAUGACAUGCAGAGGACACUCUCUAGGGCUGUCUCGGUGUUUUCAUCUUCAGCUGCCAUCUUUGACAAGUUGAAAAAGGACAAGCACUCAGACAACUCACAAGGUGAUAGCAGUGGCUUGCAUAGUAUCAGUGAAGAGUCUAGUAAUGCCAAACGUUCGAACCUACCUGUGUCUCAAAGUCGCCGACGUAGCAUGAAAAUUCCUAAUUUUUCCAUGAAGAGGGGUCCUUCAAUGGCUAUGAGAGCUCCUUCAGUAGCCCUGAGAGCCCCUUCCAUAUCUCUCAGAGUUACUUCGAUGUCUUUGAGAGCACCUUCCAUGUCUAUAAAGGCAGACCAUGGUUCCUCAAGCCAUCCAGAAGAUGAAAUGGAAUCAGUUUUGCUGAAGCUGAGCAGUCGCCAGAUCACACUUUUGCUUUCAUCCAUUUGGGCUCAAGCAACAUCUCCUGAAAAUACUCCAGCAAACUAUGAAGCCAUUGCUCACACUUAUAGUUUGCUUCUAUUGUUCUCUGGAGCCAAGGCAUCAGUUUUUGAGGCUCUUACUCAGAGUUUUCAGGUUGCAUUUUCACUGAGGGGCUAUUCACUGACUGAACCAGAUUCAUUACCACCAUGUCGGCGCCGUUCCUUGUUUACUCUUGCUACAGCUAUGAUCAUUUUCUCUUCAAGAACUUUCAACGUGUUACCUCUUAUUCCAAUAUGUAAACAAAUGCUGAAUGAGAGAACAGGUGAUCCAUUCCUCCGUUUGGUGGAUGAGUGCAAGCUUCAGGCUGUGAAAGAUUCCGUGGAUGAUCCGUCGAAAAUCUACGGAUCACCAGAGGAUAAUACUAACGCACUGAAGUCCCUUUCAGCGAUAGAACUAUCAGAGAGUCAAUCCCGAGAAUGCAUUGUCUCCACAAUCAUGAACAACAUAACAAAUAUGCUAGAGGCGGAGUUGAAUAGUGUGAAGAAUCAACUGCUAAGCGAUUUCUCUCCCGAUGACAUGUGUCCAACAAGCACUCAUUUUUUUGAAGCAACUGGUGAUAACUCAUCACCAGGAUCUCAUGAUAAUGAUCACCAUCCAGAGGCUGUGCUGAUCGACCUGGGAAAUGACCACGAUAUCUUUGGGGAAGCUUCAGAAAGUACAGCUGCUUCUGCAAAUGCUGUGCCUGUAACAGAUCUUCUGAGUAUCGAUCAGCUUCUUGAAACAGUUGUCACAGACCCGGCACCUCAUACAGAACGAGUGUCUGUAUCAACAGACAUGCCAUUCAAGGAGAUGAGUAGCCAAUGCGAAGCCCUCACUGUCAGGAAACAUCAGAAAAUGGCCUCCUUCAUGAGCUUCUCGCAGGAUAUGACAAUGGAUCCCAUGGCAACCAAUCAGCCGUUCCAGACGGAUUUGUCCCUUUUCCAUGACCCAUAUCCGCCUCAGGUUGGGGUGCCGAACACGAAUCCGUUCGUCGACGAUAACCUGUAUGGUUACCCCCAGUACAUGAACAUGAACGAAGCCAAUCCACAGCCAACUUAUGAGCAAGCCCAGCAACAUUUCCUGAGGUUGCCGGCAUCAAGUCCAUACGACAAUUUUCGCAGGGCUGCUGGUUGUUAGAGGUUGAGCCUGCAGCAGCAAGUCUAUCAUGCCACCAAGUUCUUCACAUAGAUGAGCAAAGAAAAGAAAUCUCAAGCCGAUAAUAAACCGAAUGAUGUGGCAAUUUUCCGUUUAUUUUGAAAGAGGAAUAUAUGCAUAUCCGUGUGCAUGGUCUUAGAGGGUCAACCGGAUUCAACACCCACUCGAUUCGUUCUUUAUGUAUAGCGGUAUAUACAUAUAUAUAGGUUAAUUCUUUUUUGUUUGUUUUUGCCAUUGCAACGUGUAGAGAAGAAACUGUGGGGAGCAGUGCCUCUAUCACGAGCUAUACAUGUAUGUGUGUAUGUAACUUGUGUCAAAUGCUGCAAAUUGGAGAGUAUAUCAUCACGGAAUUGGUGUGGUCUAUGAGAAAAAGAGGUGUCUUUCUUGAACCAGAAAGAGAAGCCUCCCUGUUGACAACUUCAAAUGUAAUUAUCAUUAUGUAAAUGGGAGCACCAUCUUUGUCCA
Molecule: messenger RNA, 3989 nt
Organism: Oryza sativa Japonica Group (Japanese rice)
Lineage: Eukaryota; Viridiplantae; Streptophyta; Magnoliopsida; Poales; Poaceae
Product: protein SEMI-ROLLED LEAF 2-like
Source: RefSeq, a predicted model, not a curated record